AUGUCCGUUGCUGCUGCUGCCCCUCCUGCCAAUGCUGCUGCCCCUCCCCAAAUUCAAUACCGUGACAUCAUGGCAGAAUGCCAACGCCUCAUGCAAAAGAUUGCUGAAUUGGAAGUCGAUCGAAACGAGCAUUUGUUGGUCGAAGAAACUUUGAAGCCAUUGGAUCCCAGCCGAAGAGCCUACCGAUUGGUGGGAGAGGUUUUGGUGGAACGAAGCGUUGCGGAAGUUUUGCCCAGCGUGACUGCCAAUAAGGACAAUCUCAACACAACCAUUGCUGCAUUGCGACAACGCCUGACGAUAAGACAAAAAGAGGGAGCAGACUUGAAGGCAAAAUACAACUUAGGAUAG
This is a messenger RNA of Cylindrotheca closterium, 348 nucleotides long. The record is from the annotation of a GenBank genome assembly. NCBI's taxonomy places the organism in Eukaryota, Bacillariophyta, Bacillariophyceae, Bacillariales, Bacillariaceae.